CACCACAGGUGAAUGUGUACAACAACCUGGGCCAGGAAUGCGUCAGUGCUGGUUGCAGUGUGGAUCUAUUUGUAUUCAACAAUUCUUACUUUGACUUGGCUACCAUUGGACAAGUGUCAAGAUUAUCUGGCGGAGAAAUUUACAAGUACACAUACUUCCAGGCUGAUCUGGAUGGUGAACGACUAAUAACAGAUAUUAAGCAUGAUGUGAUUCGCCCAGUUGCAUUUGAUGCUGUCAUGAGAGUACGAACAUCAACAGGUGUUAGAGCAACUGAUUUCUAUGGUCACUUCUUCAUGUCCAACACAAAAGACAUGGAACUUGCCAGUAUUGAUUGUGACAAGGUGAGGAAAUGCUUGAAGUUCA
Messenger RNA from Cryptotermes secundus, 363 nucleotides. RefSeq names its product protein transport protein Sec24D-like. The record is from RefSeq and is a predicted model, not a curated record. Lineage: Eukaryota; Metazoa; Arthropoda; Insecta; Blattodea; Kalotermitidae. The transcript has 2 exons. Gene Ontology annotation, cellular component: endoplasmic reticulum exit site; COPII vesicle coat. Gene Ontology annotation, molecular function: SNARE binding; zinc ion binding. Gene Ontology annotation, biological process: COPII-coated vesicle cargo loading; endoplasmic reticulum to Golgi vesicle-mediated transport; intracellular protein transport. The annotation marks the transcript as partial.